Asterias rubens (European starfish) is the source of this 1684-nucleotide messenger RNA. RefSeq names its product microfibrillar-associated protein 1-like. Gene Ontology annotation, molecular function: RNA binding. NCBI's taxonomy places the organism in Eukaryota, Metazoa, Echinodermata, Asteroidea, Forcipulatida, Asteriidae. The record is from RefSeq and is a predicted model, not a curated record. The transcript has 10 exons. Gene Ontology annotation, biological process: mRNA splicing, via spliceosome. Bases 135 to 1544 code for a protein of 469 amino acids. Gene Ontology annotation, cellular component: U2-type spliceosomal complex.
UUUGCCAGCUUGGUGUUGAAGAUGCUGUAAAAACACUGUGCAGAAACCUGUUGUCUGUAUCUUUCCAGACAGAGAAUUUAACCCAAAGUUGGGCAAAUAUAUCUUAGAGGAGGGUUAAGCCAGGAGCAAACACAAUGACUACUCCAUCAGAGAUAGCUGCUGCAAAGAAUGCACUCAUCCAGUCUACGGCGGGUGCCAUCCCCUUCAUGAAUGAGAAGGGUGAGAUGAGCAUGCAGAAAGUCAAAGUCAAAAGAUAUGUCACGGGAAAAAGGCCAGACUAUGCGCCCGACAGUAGCGAUGAGGAAGACAAUGAGGUUGAGGUUGCCUUCGUGCGUAAAUCCAAACCUCCCACAGUCACAGCAUCAGUAGAUGAAGAGGCAGAUUCCAGACUAAGGCGGCUUCGUGAGCGCGAGCAAGAAAUCGAAGGUGAUGUUGUCGAAAGAAUCGCAAGACACCGUCGCGUUGAUGGUCCCGAGGUCCUCGACGAUGGCGAGAUGGAACCGGAGGAAGAGAUGGACGAGGACAGCGAGGAGGACUAUCCAUCUCGUCGUCAUCGUCACGUCAUCCACCGCAUGGAGGCCGAGGAGAGUAGCUCAGACGAGGAGGAGGAACUCGACGAAGACGAGAUCGAGAGACGACGAGCGAUGAUGCGUGACCGGGCGAAGGUGAGGGUGGUUAGAGAGGACGAGGAGCUGCUAGGGGUCGAGGAGGACGAUAAGUCUGAUAAGGAAGCGGCGGAUGAGGAUGACGAGGAAGCCUCGUCGGAGUAUGAGGAGUAUACGGAUUCGGAGGAGGAGUCUGGACCGCGGUUAAAACCGGUCUUUGUUGCAAGGAAAGACAGAGUGACUGUCCAGGAGAAGGAAUUAGCAGCACAGAAGGAGAAAGAAAUUGAGGAAAUGAAUAAAGUCAAGAUUGAAGAAAGACGGAAAGAAACACUCAGAUUGGUUGAGAGGACAAACAAGCAGGAGCUAGAGUUGCAGGUGGAAUCGUCGGUUAAGGAACUCAACCUCAAUGUUGUCAACACUGACGAUGAAAAUGACGAAGAGGAGUACGAGGCUUGGCAGGUUAGAGAACUCAAGAGGAUAAAACGAGACAGAGAACUACGGGAACAAAUCCAGAAAGAUUUAGCCGAAGCAGAACGACUACGUAACAUGACAGAGGAAGAGAGACGCAACGAGCUGCGGGUCAAUCCACGCAUAGUCACCAACAAAGCGACCAAAGGUCGAUACAAGUUCCUACAGCGAUACUACCAUCGCGGAGCUUUCUUUAUGGACGAAGAUGCCGACGUCUUCCAGCGAGAUGUUGCCAAACCAACUCUGGAAGAUCACUUUGACAAAACUGUCUUGCCCAAAGUUAUGCAGGUCAAGAACUUUGGUCGAUCAGGCCGGACGAAAUACACCCAUCUCGUUGAUCAGGACACAACGGAGGUUGACGCACCCUGGAUGCAAGACACGGCAAUCACUCGCAAAUUCCAGACCAACGCUGCAGGAGGAAUGAAACAGACUUUUGAAAAACCUACAAAAGGACGAAAUGCCACUACAUAGUGUCGUCUUAGUUAAAGAAUAAUUUUGAAAGUAAGGGAGCGUCUCAAAAGAGUGCAUCGUAGCCGAGCCCAAGCUUUGGUGUUGUCAGCAGCAGAGUGUGGGUUUCGAAUCCCGGUUAUGACACUUGUUCCCUUGAGCAA